Scaptodrosophila lebanonensis is the source of this 458-nucleotide messenger RNA. RefSeq names its product mitochondrial import inner membrane translocase subunit Tim10 (gene Tim10). Gene Ontology annotation, cellular component: mitochondrial inner membrane. The coding region runs from base 36 to 314 and encodes 92 amino acids. Gene Ontology annotation, biological process: protein insertion into mitochondrial inner membrane. The transcript is spliced from 2 exons. The record is from RefSeq and is a predicted model, not a curated record. Lineage: Eukaryota; Metazoa; Arthropoda; Insecta; Diptera; Drosophilidae.
UUUUUUAUUUUAUCAAUUAGUUGUAAAUAAACCAAAUGGCGAUGCCCCAAAUCAGCCCGGCCGAUCAGGCCAAACUACAGCUGAUGCAAGAAAUGGAAAUAGAAAUGAUGUCUGAUUUAUAUAAUCGUAUGACAAAUGCUUGUCACAAGAAGUGCAUUCCUCCGCGCUAUGUGGAGUCCGAGUUGGGCAAAGGCGAAAUGGUGUGUAUCGACCGUUGUGUGGCCAAAUAUUUGGACAUUCAUGAAAGGAUUGGCAAGAAGCUGACCGCCAUGUCAAUGCAGGACGAGGACCUCAUGAAGAAAAUGUCAAGCUAGAAAGUCAUAUAAGCCGUAGUCGCAGAGCGCUUAAUGUUUGCAUCAUCUUGUGAACAAAACAAAACCAUCGGGGGCAUUUCUAAGGGCACAUUAAUUUGUUAAAGGUAAUAAUUAGGCUUCUUGAAUAAACAUUAUAAACGACAA